UCUACAUCAGUUUGGGGGGAGAACUUCAAUUAAAAAAAAAAAAAAAGAAAAAAAACUCUGCAGAUUAUCAUCUUCGUCCUCUCCUUCCUUCUCCGUCUGCAGCCAUCGCCGGCAACUGUGGGUGUGCCAUUCUCCCGCCGUCGUGGGGUUCCGUGAGGUAGCGAGAUUUUCUUCUCCUUUCCUCUGGUUCUGCGCGUCGCCAUUUAUCCACCCUUUAUCCAUUUUUCCUCGCGCGAUCCCCUCUCCUCCUUGGAUCUACGCGCUGCACUUCGCUUUGAGGAAGACACUGUUGGUUCUUCCUUUUCCCUCUUCGUUUGCAGCAGUCAGCACCGGAAUUUUCCUCUUCUUCCUUCUCUGUUCACGCCUCUGCUCUGGUAUGGAAAGCCUUGUUCUUUAUCUUCUUCAUUUUGUGUUGGUUGUUUGGUGGCUGAAAGAGGAAAGGAAUUUGAAGUUUCAUCUUUGUUAGAGCCCUGGAAGACACGGUUGAUAAUUUAUAAACCAUGAUGUGGUUUCAUGACUUGAUCUUGGGAUGCACUUAAGGUUUUUGAUAAAUUGUGUGAUAGAAGCAUUUUUGGAUUAAUAGAGUGAUCAAGUUUGGUGUGUGUGUAUUUAUAUACACUUUGAUUAAAAUUUUGCUUUCUUCUUUGUUCAAUGUGAGGUAUUCUGGAAUUCUUCUCUUUUCAUUGUGGCUGUUGCAGAAAUUUUGAUUAUUCCUUUUUGCGUCAACGUUUAUGCGUGUGUAAGGGAACGGUUGAUGUUCUAACAAGCUUAAAUAAAGACUAGGAAGAAUCUCAGUUUUAUUUGAAUUGAUUUUUGACAAGGACAUUAGUUUGGGAAGCAUAACCAAUCUGUUAAAAUGUUUAGGAUCAUUGAUUCUUGAUGGGAAUUGGCUAGUGUUGAAGAGAAGGUGAUUUGGGAAGCUUGGAAAAUUUAAGUAUUGAAGUUAGAAAAUUUUGGAAAGAAGUAUUUGGUUGCUAAUUCAGGGACCAAGUUUGUUUGUUCUUAAGUUAGUUUUUGAGUGCAUAUAAAAUAUUUGUGGAAAGAAAAUUAUGAAAAUUGGAUUUGAAUAUGAUUGAAAAUGUUGAACAAGUCAUAAUAGGAGCUCUAAAUUUUCUAUGGAAAGAUUUAAAAACAUUGAAUAUUGUUUAUAUGUGUUUAUGUCAUAGAUUUAUUUAUUAGACCUAGGAAGGCAUUUUAUUUGUGAAGGAUUGAUGUUGAGAUUUUCUUUUCCAUCUCUCUAAACUUGUUUGGGCUAGAAAUUUUGAGUUUAUAAAUUGUACAAAAGAAAAUGACAAUGGUGUUACUUGGGGCAAUAGGGAUUUAAAGACUGAAAAUUGUUGAAAGGGGCUAAUUUGAAAGUAAGUUAUAUAUUUGGGAACUCUUUCAGGUAAGUAAAUAGUGUCUUAAUUAAAUUAUACACAAAUUCCUUUUUAUCAAAUAUUAUUUAAGCAUAUUCACAUGUAUAUUGAUAUAAUUUUAAUUCUAAUAUAGGCUAUUGUGAUUGGAACUACUCUAUAUAUAUAUAUAUAUACUAAUUGGUUUUUAGAGGAAGAGCUAGAAUUAUCGUAUGAUUGAACAUUCCUGUUUAUUUAAUAUACUGAUGAUGCUUGAUUUAUGGCUUAAUGGAUGAUUAAAAAGGUGGAAGAAUUUCUUGAAUGUAAAAUUUGAUUGGUUUUGUUGGAUCGAAAAAUUGUUUAUAUAUUUUGAAAUGUUUUAGUUGAUGAAGUCAUGCAUGGAUUUUUUAAGGAAAAUAUGAAAUGUGAUUUUGAGAAGAGUUGAGGUUUUAAAAGGUUCAUGCAAGUUUGAUUUUGAGAAUAGAAAAUUUUAUCUCGAUAGUGAUUUUUUCUUGUAUAUUUAAAAAUUGUUUUUAAGGGACUGAUUUCAAAACGCUAGUUGCUAAUGGCAGUUCCGUUAGGCUGUAAAUGGUUAAUGACUAACUAGCUUGAUUUUCAUGAGUUCUGUUCUCACGUUUGUUAUCCGUGACUCUCGUACCCAUGUUUAUUUUGUGACUUCAAGUUGCGUUUUGUUAGUUACUAUUAUGAACUGUGUGUCCACGUCUAUUUUGUGACUUCAAGUUGCGUUUGGUUAGUUAUCCUCCUGAAUUGUGUGUCUACAUUUGAUUUGUGACUUCGAGUUGCGUUUGGUUAGUUACUCUUAUUGACUAUGUGUUCACAUUUGUUUCGGGCUUCGAGCUGCGUUUGGUUAGUUGCUCUCGUAGACUGUGUGUCCACGCUUGUCAUCUAUUUUGAUCAGUCCUGCUAAAGAAUGAGUUUAAAAAAUUGUUGCCUUUAAAUUGAUUAUGUGAAACAAAUGGUUCUUUUUCUUCUUUUAUGGAUUCAAUAUAAUGAGUUACAUAACCUUAAUUGGUUAAAAUGGAUGUUGUAGCUUAAAACUGAAACUUGAUUGCUUUGUUAUCAUUAUUCGAGCAUAUAUAUGGUCAUGUAUUGUAUGGAAUAUCAUUUUUUGAUAUAUGAGAUAUGUGCUCUUCUUAUCCUAAGUGGUUAUCUUUAUUAAAUUCACAAACGUUGCCACGUUCUGUGCCUAUAACUCUGUUCCAUCUUCCCAAAAAAAAAAAAAAAGGUUAAGCAGCUCCAUUUAUUUUGAUCUAGUGAUUCUUGAAUUUGAUGUAAUGAAAUCCAUUGGUUUCAAUUAACAAAUGUUGCCCUUUUUUAUUUAUUAUAGUCUAUUUGAUUUUCCAAGAACAAGUGUUAAGAUAUUUUUGUUUAUUUCUAUUUAGGGAUUGAUGAUUUACGAUGCUAAUUAGAAUCUUCCGAUUCUAAGAGUUAGAGAUUAUGCUGCAUUGAAUUAUUCUCCUUUCAAUUGUGUAUAUAAUUUCUUGAGAUUAGUUAUAUGCAUUCACAUUUUUUCUUUUUCUUUUUUUUUGGGAUGUUAUUCACUAAAUAAAAAAUAUUUUUUGGCUCAAGAUAGUAUAGUUGAACCUAUAUAUUGAGUUGACCAUUGAGUGGCUUUAUCACUGAUUUGAAGAUGAAGAAUUAUUUUUGGAUAAAUCUUAACUUGAAUCAAAUUUCAUCCUUGUAUUCUGAUUAUGGUCUGCUUUAGGUGCUCUACAUAAGUUAUAGGUGCCGUGUAGAACUCUAUUAUAAUUUCUCGAAUCAUGUUGUAUGACCGUUGUUUAGUGUAGAACUCUGUCAAUUAAAUUGUAUUGAUUCUAUUUUUAUAAAACAUUUGGGAGGUCUCAUUUAUAAGGGAGACUUUGCCAAAAGUUUUAUAAAAAGUUUUGACUUUUGUUAAAUGAUAUGUAUAUGAAAAAUAAAAAAAAAAAUUUGUAGCUUUGAGGCUUAAGGGAUAUGGCUUUCUCAUAUUUCGAGCCAGACACACCUUUGUUUUUGGGUUGUGACAAAAGAAGAUGCAUCCAUGAAUCCCUUGAACUCCCCAAUGUUUUUGAUGUUGUGCCGGAUGAUGGUGGCACCGUGCAUACUUUUCUUCAUAAAUAUUUUUCUGCCCAAGUAUUUAUUUAUGUCAUAUCAGAAGUCAUAACUUAUAAUUAAACCAGUAAAUGUAGGUGGAAAUAUUUUUCCUUUGUUUUCUUCGUUUGUAUUCUUUUUCUUCAGAUCUCUGAAGGCCUGGGUUAAAGGUCAUGGAGCAAACAGUAGGGUCCCCAAGCAAAAAGCGCAGAACAAGGACAAAGGUUGACAGGAUCGGUGGUUUGCCAGAUUCAUUGCUUCUCCAUAUUCUCUCUUUUCUUCCUGCUAAAGAGGCAGUUGCCACAAGCCUCAUAUCCAGGAGAUGGAGGCCACUCUGGCUUUCCCUUCCCUCUCUUGACCUUAACCUUGAAGGCUUUCAGAGUCUUCCAUUCUUCCAUCGAUUUGUAGACAAAAUGCUCAAAUUGGUAGAUUUGAAGUCGGUCAAAAAGUUUGUUCUCGAGAUUCAUUCUAGCAAUUUUAAACCUCGUGAUUGUUUUAGACCUCUCAAGAUUAGCAAGUGGAUCAAUGCUAUGAUUAGUAAUAAAGUUGAACAUCUGGAGCUGCAACUGAUACUGUUCUAUGGAGAAUUUGAGUUGCCCCCUAGUGUUUUCAUUACCAAUAACAUUAGGGUUUUGAAGUUGAGUGGAGUAACAGUCGGUACUCUUUCUCAUGUUCAUUUGCCUUUGCUUGAAGUUUUGCACUUGAGAAGUGUUCGUUUUCCAGAAUUUCAAAGUUUGAAAAUGCUUCUCUCUGCUUCUGCUUCGCUUAAAGAGUUGGUACUAAAAUUUUGGUUCUCCGUUCACGAUUACAAUCCACUUAACAUUGGAAGACUUGAUCAUCUGGUCUCUGCAGAUGUUCCCCAAUCUCUAUUUCCGUCGGCAGCUUUUUCCAAUGUGACAUUUCUACGGCUGGAUCAGCAUUAUUGCACCCAGGGUAUAUGGCCACUUAGUGAUGAUAUUCCAAUGUUUUACAAUUGUACCCACCUGGAAUGUGUUGCGGGUGAGUGGACUAGGAUGGUGAACUGUCUCCGAAACUUCCCCAUACUUGAAAAGCUUGUAAUUUCAGAGUCGUUUAAGCCGGCUAGUUCUACAUCCCCUCCUGAGCCAGUGCUUGAUGUGCCUCCGUGUGUUUCAUUGCAUCUGAAGGAGUUCACUCUUCAUUACUUGCAGGAUCCUGGAAGCCAUUUUGAACUGUUAAAGUUUAUAACGGAGAAUGCCAGAUUUUUGAGGAGUGCCACCAUUAGGAGAGCUGGUGCAAGUGAAGAUGGUCUCCGAAUGCUCCAAAAAUUAGCAGCAAACCUCAGGCGCUAUGAGAGUUGCAAACCAAUGAAACAACCACCACUUGUGUUUAUGUCUUCUUGAUACUUGGGAUCUACGUAUUUAGUAAGUUUCUACAUUUGUAUGAAGGUUGCAUUUUGGUGUAUUUCUGAAGUAUGCUUUGCUUAUUUCUUAGGCCUUGGCGCUUGAGCAUGCGAUUUGUGUACACAUAUUAGAAGUGAAAUGAUGAAUUGAAGGAAAAGUCCCUUGAGAACUUUUUUUCAAAUUA
Molecule: messenger RNA, 4970 nt
Organism: Prosopis cineraria
Lineage: Eukaryota; Viridiplantae; Streptophyta; Magnoliopsida; Fabales; Fabaceae
Product: F-box/LRR-repeat protein 13-like
Exons: 3
Coding region: 3599-4786 (395 amino acids)
Molecular function (GO): protein binding
Source: RefSeq, a predicted model, not a curated record